AGUGGAGGAAGAGUAAAGAAAAAUUGAAGAGUAGAUGAAUUAUGUAUCAAAACAUUGAUUUCUCACUUGACAAUGGUGGCUUUGGUAGAUAGAAAGCAGGGAGGGGUGAAUGUGUAUAACCAUAUCAAUUAUUCAUAAAUGUUUGCUGGGUGUAUCUUGAAAGUUGCUGGCAGGGAACAUCUCUGAAAGAACAAUUCUAAUGGGACACGCCAUUGUUUCUCGUAGAACUACAUCGUCGACUUAGAGAAGGAACUUUCGGACAUGGUAAAAAUGAUGUUUGGCAGCUAGGCAUGCUGCACUGUAUACUACCGGAAAACAUAUAUGAUAAACAUGUAUACAUUUAACCCUCAUCUUAGCUGUGUGCUUAUGUCUAGAUCUACAGCCCGUGAUUGAAGGCUUUCUGAUGAUCGUUCAUAACAGGGAUGAAACUUUCUUAACACAGCUUGGGAAAAUGUUCUUUCCGCCAGCUAAUUAAGAUGGUCCCUAACAGGAACACGACUCAUAGCUGUUCCACCGAGCAGACUACCGAGGCCAAUAUAGCGCCACAAGAGUCGGAGAUCGAAGCGGUCCUGUAUAUAGUGGUAACUUUGUUAUUUUAUUCGCUGGGUAUUAUCAUUGGAAUUAUUCUGUAUUUGAAGAGAGAGAAGCAGGAGAUCGAGGAGGAUAAAGUAUAUGACGAGUUUUUAUCUUACGCAGAAGAUCCGUAUACGGCUCUGCGGUAUGCGAGGGUACAGCAAGUAGUAGCGAGACUUAAUUACUUGGAACAGCAGAAGAAAAGGAGGGAAAGGGUCUCAGCAGACAAAAAGUUAUCAAUAAUGGACGACAGGCGGGCGAAUUGUGAGAAUGUUACAAAAGUGAAGGAUUUGAAUGAGGAUAGUAAAAAAGUUGGGUAUCCGCCUAAAAUGUGUGAUCAAGAUUGUGAUUUUGUCGAUGAAGGUGAAGAGACAGGGGAUUACAAUGUGUUCGAACAAGACGGGGAAUCGAUCACUGCCGUCGUUGCCAAAUUAAUAGAUCCGGAAAAAGAUAAAUAUCUACUCGAGGAUUCAAUUGAAGACAAUGUUAAAGUAGGCAUUCCAACUUCGAGUUCAUUGCAGUCCAUUAAAGAUUAUGAAGAGGAGCCGCGGCGAAGUGAACGAUCUUCUGUGUCGUCUGCAAGUGAAGAAAAUGUGUCUGGUGAAGAAAAAACUAGAUUGAUGAGUGAAAACGACUCUGUUUUUGAAGACGCUACAGAACAAAAACAAAAGAAAAUCAAAGGUUGCAUCGUCACAAACGUUUAGCAGUAAGAAACAGACGUGUGGAUGCGAGAAGUCUAGAAAAUUCAAUUAUCAUGCAAUGUAUUCCAUGGGAAUGUAAUUUGUUUACGACGUUUUUAUUACUCGUAUGAAUUCAACAGGGCACUGAUAUUAUUGAUUGGGUACAGAUGUAAGAGAAAUUAUUGUUUGUUGUAUGGUUUUCAAGUUGACCUCUGUGAGACAACAUUUUCAUCGAAUAACGAUAUAAACUCGAUUAGCAAGUAGACCUCAGACGAAAUCACUCCUAUUUUGUACUUGUAUUUUAUUUUCCAUGUUUUGUAAAACAGUAUUGAUAUUUGCACGAUUUUUACAAGUAAAAGUGAAAUAGUCAUAGAAUCGACUUGUACGCUUAAGGAAUUUGACAGAUUGGAGUCAUGUAAAAAUCACAUUCAAAUUUUAUCCUUUCCAUGAUACUAGUAUAAUAUUUAAU
Saccostrea cuccullata (small rock oyster) is the source of this 1722-nucleotide messenger RNA. RefSeq lists its product as uncharacterized. The transcript has 2 exons. NCBI's taxonomy places the organism in Eukaryota, Metazoa, Mollusca, Bivalvia, Ostreida, Ostreidae. The record is from RefSeq and is a predicted model, not a curated record. The coding region runs from base 477 to 1277 and encodes 266 amino acids.